AUGAUAAAGCACACCAUUCUUGCCCUUGGGCAUCUUGCAGCCCUGACAACGGCAGCAAGCCAGACAUGCCUCGCCAAAGGCCCGGCAGGCUACUGCAAGCAGCUCACAUGGGAGGCGCAAAAGAACCAAACCGGCGCCCCGACUAUUGACGAGUGCCAGCAACUAUGCCCAGUCGUAUCCCAAGACCCCGAGAGCUGGUUCGUCAACCUGACUGGCGCCGCCGUCGGCGAGAAGCGCGGCUUGAUCAAUGGCUACCCGUGCCACUUUUCGCUGGGUCGAGGUCCUGGCCAAGGCGAUCCGCUCAAAUUCUCUCUUGCCAAUGAGGAUAUUCUCGGCCUCAUUGACGGUGCCGUUGGACGAUUCGGCAAUAGCGGCCACGUUGCAGCUACGGGCACCAUGAAUUGCGAGGGCAAGAAUAUCACUUGGUGGAUUGACUAG
Pestalotiopsis fici W106-1 is the source of this 438-nucleotide messenger RNA. RefSeq lists its product as uncharacterized. Bases 1 to 438 code for a protein of 145 amino acids. Lineage: Eukaryota; Fungi; Ascomycota; Sordariomycetes; Amphisphaeriales; Sporocadaceae. The transcript has a single exon. The record is from RefSeq and is a predicted model, not a curated record.